AGUGCGUGUCUCCUGACAGCGUGCCAGCAUCAAGGCUGUGACCCUGAGGAGACGCUGAAGUGGCUAUAUAAGACCAGUCACAGAUUUCUAUGCAACAGUUAAAACUAAAUCGCCUCAACAUGAAGCUUGUCAUCCUCGCCGCCGUGGCCACCGUGGCCCUCGCCGCCCCACAGUACAGCUACAGCGCCCCCUCCCGGGACUCCAGCGAGGAAAGAGUACAUGUUCCCAUUUUGAAGGACGAGCGCGUCCACGAGGAUGACGGAACCUACAACGUGGACGUGGAGACUGGCAACGGCAUCGUCCUGGCUCAGUCAGGCGUCCCAGCUGGCCCUGAGGGCUCUGUCGUCAAGUCUGGACAGUACUCCUACACCGCCCCUGACGGCACUCCCAUCGUGGUUAAGUUCGUCGCCGACGAGAACGGCUACCAGGCCCAGUCUGACGUGCUGCCCGUGGCCCCCGCCUUCCCCCACCCCAUCCCCGACUUCGUUCUGGAGCAGAUCGCCAAGGCUGCCCGUGAGGACGAAGCCCGCGCCCGCGGUGACUUCGACUCCUCUGAGGAGUACGGCUACGCCCCUCCCUCCUCCUCCUACCGCGCUCCUCAGUAACCGAUCUCAUGUGAUGAGUGUGCAUAUAAUUUAUUUCUUAUGAUAACUAUUAAAUUAUCAGAUCUUUACAAA
Messenger RNA from Scylla paramamosain (green mud crab), 677 nucleotides. Its product is annotated as cuticle protein AMP1A-like. Gene Ontology annotation, molecular function: structural constituent of chitin-based larval cuticle. The record is from RefSeq and is a predicted model, not a curated record. Gene Ontology annotation, cellular component: chitin-based extracellular matrix. Lineage: Eukaryota; Metazoa; Arthropoda; Malacostraca; Decapoda; Portunidae. The transcript has 3 exons. Bases 90 to 605 code for a protein of 171 amino acids.